Molecule: messenger RNA, 1047 nt
Organism: Solanum pennellii
Lineage: Eukaryota; Viridiplantae; Streptophyta; Magnoliopsida; Solanales; Solanaceae
Product: mitogen-activated protein kinase kinase kinase 18-like
Exons: 1
Coding region: 1-1047 (348 amino acids)
Biological process (GO): protein phosphorylation
Molecular function (GO): protein kinase activity; ATP binding
Source: RefSeq, a predicted model, not a curated record
AUGCAUUGGAAAAAGGUUAAGGUGUUGGGCUCGGGUUCUUACGGUACGGUGUCUCUUGCAAGGCCGAUGAACGUAUGUUCAUCGUCUAUGAUAUAUGCAGCAGUGAAAUCUGCAGAAUUUAAUCGUUCAUCUUCGCUUCGAGAGGAAGGAAGAAUAUUGCAUGCGUUGAGAGGGUCAGAGUAUGUUGUUGAGUGCUUUGGAGAAGAUGUGAGCGUUGAAAAUGGCAACAACACUUAUAACCUCAUGCUCGAGUAUGCUGAUAGAGGAACUUUGGAUGAUUUAAUUCACAAGUCGAAGAUAAUGCUUGGAGAAUCUGAGGCUGCGUACUAUGCUUUUCAGAUCUUAAAAGGCAUUUCUCAUGUUCAUAACAAAGGGUUUAUCCAUUGCGAUUUGAAACCAGCUAAUAUUCUUGUUUUUCCUCCUACUGAGAAAUAUAUGCGGCUUAAAUUAGCUGAUUUUGGAUUGUCGUUGAUAUCAGAUGACAGUUGGAAGAAACAUCGCGAUUUUAGAGGGACUCUAGUGUAUGCAUCUCCGGAAUCUGUAACUAGUGGGGUUUAUGGUAAACAGGUUGAUAUCUGGGCUCUUGGAUGCAUAGUGGUUGAGAUGAUUACUGGAAAGCGAAUAUGGUCAAGAUGUAAGAGUAAGAAGGAAUUAGCAUGGAAGAUAGCACGUUUAGAACCGGUGCUACCGUAUAAUAUAUCUAAUGAUGGGAAGGAUUUUUUGAAGAAGUGUUUAGAGAGAGAUUAUAAUCAGAGAUGGACCGCGGAGAUGUUACUUGAUCAUCCAUUCAUCAAGAACAUCAAUGCUAAGAAUAUGAACUAUGGAUUGAUCCACAAAUGUAAUUGGAUUUCAACACAGCACUUGUUUUCAACAAUUAGUCCUUAUUAUCCUAAUCAUAACUCAUCAUGCUGCUCAAGAGGAACAAGCAGUAAUAAUAUUAGUUCUCUAGAGACUAAUAAUUAUAAGGUACAUCACACAUCAGAUCAUGAAGAUUUUGUAUUAGGGUUUUGGGACCUCAUCAGCUUUUUAUUUGGAUGUAUAUUUUAG